This is a messenger RNA of Westerdykella ornata, 387 nucleotides long. RefSeq lists its product as uncharacterized. The record is from RefSeq and is a predicted model, not a curated record. NCBI's taxonomy places the organism in Eukaryota, Fungi, Ascomycota, Dothideomycetes, Pleosporales, Sporormiaceae. The transcript has 2 exons. The annotation marks the transcript as partial. Gene Ontology annotation, biological process: proton motive force-driven mitochondrial ATP synthesis. Gene Ontology annotation, molecular function: proton-transporting ATP synthase activity, rotational mechanism. Gene Ontology annotation, cellular component: mitochondrial inner membrane.
CAAUGGCAUUCGCUUGGAAAGCCGCCGGGCUCACGUAUAACCGCUACAUCUCGGUUGCGUCGCGCGUGGUCCGUCGCUCGCUGAAGGAGGAUAAGAGGAUCGCCGCUGAGAGGAGGGGAGAGAGCGAUUUGAGGAUUGCGAAGUGGGAGGUGAGUCUGGUUCGGAUCUUCUGCGUUGGAGAAAAGGGAAUUGGAAGUUGGCUGCACAUGAGAUGGACUCAGCAAGCAAUAUGAUUGGAUUGAGAGUCAAUUGGAGUCUACAAAUGGAUUGCUGACGAUGGGUCGUGCAGAAUGGAAAGCAGGGCGAGGUGAAGAACUUGGAUCAGGUGAAUGAGGCGGCGUUCAAGGAUGCUGCUGCUCAGGCUUCGUAAACGGCUGCCAUACCAUG